Molecule: messenger RNA, 1114 nt
Organism: Nelumbo nucifera (sacred lotus)
Lineage: Eukaryota; Viridiplantae; Streptophyta; Magnoliopsida; Proteales; Nelumbonaceae
Source: RefSeq, a predicted model, not a curated record
AUAAAUCAAUCUCACUUCACUCAGAACUCGCAACCAGUUCCCCAUUCAAUUCUUUGUGUCCUACUAAGUAAAACUCUACUCAACAACUAGCAAUGGCUUAUUCUUCCUCUACUUCUCCUGGGCUCUCCUUAAAGUUUCUGUCUUGUCUACUGGUUUUGGGCUCUUUGGCUAUUGUUGCUUCGGCUAGUAGUUUUUACCAAGAUUUCGAUGUCACAUGGGGCGAUGGUCGAGCAAAGAUACUCAACACUGGGGAGCUUCUGACUCUGUCCCUUGACAAGGCCUCUGGCUCCGGCUUCCAAUCCAAGCACGAGUACCUCUUCGGUAAGAUAGACAUGCAGCUCAAGCUUGUCCCCGGCAACUCAGCCGGCACGGUCACGGCCUACUACUUGUCAUCUCAGGGGCCGACCCAUGACGAGAUUGACUUCGAAUUCCUCGGCAACCUCAGCGGCGACCCUUAUAUUCUCCAUACAAAUGUCUUCAGUCAGGGAAAGGGAAACAGGGAGCAACAAUUCUAUCUCUGGUUCGAUCCUACAGCAGACUUCCACACCUACUCCAUCCUUUGGAACCCCCGACGCAUAAUCUUCUCUGUAGAUGGAACGCCCAUCAGAGAAUUCAAGAACUCAGAAUCCAUUGGAGUUCCAUUCCCCAAGAACCAGCCCAUGAGGAUCUACUCCAGCCUAUGGAAUGCUGAUGACUGGGCCACCAGGGGUGGCCUUGUCAAGACCGAUUGGACAAAGGCACCAUUUACAGCCUCCUACAGAAACUUCAAUGCCAAUAACGCCUGCAUCUGGUCUUCAGGCUCCUCUUCUUGCGACUCCAAAUCUCCCACUUCAACGACAAAUGAUUCUCAAUGGCUCUCGCAGGAGCUAGAUUCAGCUGGUCAAGAGAAGAUGAGAUGGGUGCAAAAGAAUUACAUGAUCUACAAUUACUGCACGGAUACAAAGCGCUUCCCCCGGGGCCUCCCUUCCGAAUGCGCCAACGUUAACCUUUCUUAAUUCUUAGAGCAACUUGUCCUAUACCAAGCAUUUCACAAAUUAUUUUAUUCGUUUAUAUGUAAAACAACAUCACAAAGAAUUUUUUAUUACAUAAAUAAUCUAGUCAUUUCGUCCAUAUA